UAUGUGGCGGUGUGCACAUUAAGGCUGGUUUACUGACUUCUCAGUAACAUCAAAUAAGAAGCUAAUGUGCGUAGUUAGCAUUAGCAAGGCAUCUGUAAAUAAACAAUAUAACUAACACGGUAGGGGCAUGUCAGCUGAUACCAAGAUUGCCGAGCUGCUCACAGAGCUCCAUCAGCUCAUCAAACAGACCCAGGAGGAGAGGUCACGCAGUGAACACAAUCUGCUCAACAUUCAGAAAACACAUGAGAGGAUGCAGACGGAAAACAAAACUUCUCCAUACUACAGGACUAAGCUGAGGGGACUGUACACGACAGCCAAAGCAGAUGCUGAGGCAGAGUGUAGCAUCUUACGUCAUGCUCUUGACAAAAUUGCGGAGAUCAAGUCUUUGUUGGAGGAGAGGAGAAUAGCUGCUAAGAUGGCAGGGGUUUACAGCGACAGCGACCCUCCCAGGAAGACGAUGAGACGCGGCGUCCUAAUGACACUCCUCCAACAGUCAGCCAUGACACUUCCUCUGUGGAUUGGAAAGCCGGGAGAGAGCCCACCUCCCCUGUGUGGGGCAACGCCAGCCAGCAGCGACUAUGUGGCCAAACAGGGCGACAAAGUGGCAGCGAGGGUAAAAGCUGUGGAUGGAGAUGAGCAGUGGAUCCUGGCUGAGGUGGUCAGCUACAAUCACUCCACCAACAAGUACGAAGUGGACGACAUUGAUGAAGAGGGCAAAGAGCGACACACUCUGAGCAGGCGGCGGAUCAUUCCCUUGCCUCAGUGGAAAGCCAACCCAGAGACAGACCCAGAGGCCCUGUUCAGUAAGGACCAGCUGGUGCUUGCCCUCUACCCCCAGACCACCUGCUUUUACCGGGCUCUCAUCCACACCCCACCACACAGGGCAAAUGCAAGGCAUAAGGAUCUGAGUGACUUUGACAAGGGCCAAACUGUGAUGGUUGACGACUGUGUCAGAGCUCCUCCCAGACUGCAGGUCUUGUUUGGUGUUCCCAGUCUGCAGUACCUACCAACAGUGGUCUAAGGAAGGACAAACAGUGAACCACUCAUGGACACCUAAGGCUCACUGAGAUUGAUCUGCUGAUGAGGUUGAUCUACUGUGUGUUAAAUUUUUACAUUCCUUUUGUACUUUUCAAAAGAAUAAAAUUUGUUUGAAUCUUUGUUAAAAUGGGUGAAAAUGAGAAAUACCGUACAUUGGUCUCUAUGAAGACAAACAUUCAGCAACUAUAGCGGUGAUAUCACACGUAGAGUGGGGAGGCUGUUGAAUUUGUCUAAAAAAAAUCACUUCUAACUUGUCCUCAUGACCACAGUUUUCACUCCUUCAACAUAUGCUUAUCACUAAGUUUGUGCCCUUUCAAACCGUAUAAAUAUGAUAGCAGACAGAUUCACACAAACUGGUUUAUGAGCUGCAGAGUGACACGAGUGCCAACCAACUACUACAUGGAUUCCUCUGUACACAGUAUUAGGCAGGUGGUCAUAAUGUUAUGGCUGAUUGGUCGAAGCUGUUCCUGUUCAGGGGUGCAAAGUAUGGUAAGAGAGAAUGGAAAUUUAUACAAAUACCCCCAGUACCUGGUUUACCACCAUUGGAGCUGAUAUUUAAGGUCAGAGGAAAGCAGGUUUAAAAUUUGCAGUUAAGGUGUCAGCAUGGCGGCCAUUAGCCAUCUGAGACGUUUCCUUUAAGAGCACAUUUGAGGAGGGAGGGGCUGUUUAUGAAUCGCAUCUCUCAGCAGGGGAGAAUGUGAGCACUACAUAAUCAGCAUACAGCAGUUAUCAAUGGCUGGCAAAGUACACAGCAGCAAUAAUGUAAAUGAGGUGGUGUGCAUAAGGGUGAGCAGGACACUGGAAAUGUUCUUUAUUCCAACAAAUAACUUUAUCCAUAUUGCAAUGUAUAAAUACUUUCUUAACCUUAGUAAUUAUUAGUAUAAAAACAUUGUAGCCGAUUUAACUAGUGUGUCAUGUCAGUUGCAGAAAGGUCAGUGUGAAGUCAGUCAAUGUUUGGAAACACACCAGAACACUAUGAACAAGUCUCAGAUAUUACAGGCCUACCAUGGUACCAGGUAAUUAAAUAAACAAACCACACCUCGCCUGGAGCAGUUUGUGGAAAUGAAAGAUUCUGAAGCUUAUCUUAGACACAGUAAAAGCAGUUAACGUUUGAUUUAUUACUUCUGAAAUUAGAUAACACAUCCAAAUAGUCACUGUUGCAAAACUACAUUUUCCCUGUUGCUCUAAGUUCACAUGGCCAUUGUUUAUUUCCGGAAUAAUGUUUAUUAAGCUCAUUGUCGCCUCCUGCUGCACCUAACAGAUUACAGCACAUGUGGAGCUGUGCUAGUUGUCAACAGGUGUACAAGUCCUUACCUAGUUUAAAAGAUGCUAGACCUUAAAGUAGGACCUAAAAUGUGUCCAAUUUUUUCGUCCAGUUACGACUGAUCACUCAGAGAUAAAUACAGGCCCUGCACAGGUCUCGAUCUCUUGUUGUCUGUUUCUGUGAUGAAUGAUCAGAUGAUAAACCACCACUGAGGAGACAUGACCGUCCCUGUGACACAGCUCAGUCUGUGCUGAAUCCAUCUGUAGCCAGACCAAAUACCAAUACAUCCUAAAUACAAUUAAAGACCAUUCUUUUCGGAGUCCGGCAUUUGUCGGUGCUCAAAGCUUUUGAUCUAAAGCUGCUCCUUGCUAAAAAUAUUUAGGGAGACUGACUGCGGUACAGUCCACUGCAGCCUUUAACCUCAGCAUGUGUGUGU
Molecule: messenger RNA, 2738 nt
Organism: Monopterus albus (swamp eel)
Lineage: Eukaryota; Metazoa; Chordata; Actinopteri; Synbranchiformes; Synbranchidae
Gene: sgf29
Product: SAGA complex associated factor 29
Exons: 10
Coding region: 128-1021 (297 amino acids)
Cellular component (GO): SAGA complex
Source: RefSeq, a predicted model, not a curated record